GCACGUUUACACACACGUGUUCUGUUGUAGAAUUACUCGCUUGAUGCUGUCCUAUGUCCACAGUCAGGUAGUUCGAACAAGCGUAUAGGGAUAAAGCGAUUUUAAUUCACUUAUUCACUGUCGAUCUUUAUUCUUGGCUUCGAAAAACGUUGCUAACAAGUACCAAAGCGUUUGGUACUCCAUUCGAGCCGUGUUUGGGGACCUUGUGCUGAACUUCACGGAUGCUAAGCUACUCAUCUGACAUUUACACCUAACACAUCUUAAAAGCUUGCUGACGAUGGAUGAAUCCAAGCCUGUGCCAGCUCCAGUCCACCCUGGAGAGAAGAGAGGCUGCCCGGGGGAUGUGGAAGUUGAAGCGGCUAUGACCAAAAGAGCCAGAGUUGAGGAGGAAAAUGAUAAUGGAGCUCCUCGAGCAGCGAUGAGCGAUGGUGAGGAAGAAGAGGAAGAUGGCAGCAGCGAGUCAUUUGCGGACAUGAUGAAGCACGGCCUCAUCGAGCUGGAUGUGGGCAUCUGCAAAUAUGUCAGCGAUCACAAGGGCUUCUCUGGAAUCCUCAAGGAAAGAUACUCCGAUUUUGUGGUCCAUGAAAUCAGCAAAGAAGGAAAGAUAGUGCACUUAGAUGACCUCUCCAUUCCUGAAGAGGUUCAGGAAGCAGCAUCAUCAGCACCAGCAGAAGAAAACCCAACGACCGAUAGCAGCGUGUUGACCGAGGAGCAGAAGAAGCAGCUCGAGGAGCUGCAGCUGUUCAAGAACAAAGAGAGCUUCGUCUCCAUCGAGGGGGAUGAGUCGAAGGACAAGCGGACACUGGUACACAAAGCCAUCAAAACUCAAUUCCCCGGCCUGGAGACAAAGACGGAGGAGAAAGAUGGCCGCAAGUUCAUCGUGGCCUACCACGCUGCUGGAAAGAAGGCUCAGGCUGAGGUGAAGACAUCUGCAGCACCCAGGAAACACUUCUGGCCCAAAAACCGCGGCAGCUUCUGCCACUUUGUGCUCUACAAGGAGAACAAGGACACCAUGGAUGCCAUCAAUGUGCUGUCAAAGUUCCUCAGGCUCAGACCCAACAUGUUUUCCUAUAUGGGCACAAAGGACAAGAGGGCCAUCACGGUGCAAGAAAUCGCUGUCCUCAAGAUCACCGCAGAGAGAUUGGCUCACCUCAACAAGUGCCUGAUGAACCUCAAGCUGGGAAAUUUCUCCUAUAAGAAUCAUCCGCUCAAGCUGGGGGAGCUGCAGGGGAACCACUUUACAGUGGUCAUCAGGAACAUCUCCGGAACCGACGCCCAGGUCCAUCAGGCCAUGACGUCCCUCAAGCAGACUGGCUUUAUCAACUAUUACGGCAUGCAGCGCUUCGGCACCACGGCGGUGCCCACCCAGCAAGUGGGCAGGGCCAUCCUGAGGAAUGACUGGAAGCAAGUGGUGGAUUUAAUUCUCAAGCCUCGUCCCGGAGCUGAGAAAGAAUUCUUGGUGCGCUGCAGGGAGGAGUGGGCCAGGACUCAGGACCCCGAGGCGGCCCUGAAGAAGCUACCCAAUAAGCGCUGCGUGGAGGGCCAGCUGCUUCGGGGCUUGUGCCAGCACGGCAAAAACAACAUAGUCACUGCCUUUGGACUGAUCCCCCGAAACAACCGCCUGAUGUACGUCCACAGCUACCAAAGCGUGGUGUGGAACACGAUGGUGAGUCGGCGGAUCGACGCUUUCGGGCUUACAGCAGUGGAGGGCGACCUGGUGCUCCGAGGAACCAAAGCGCACAUCCUGUCAGAAGAGGAGGCAAAGAGCCACUCCAUACAUGACAUUGUCAUGCCGCUUCCUGGCUUUGACGUCAUCUACCCCACCCACCACGUGGGUAAAGGUUACAGAGAGAUGUUGAGCGCCGACGGGCUGGACAUCGACAACAUGCGACACAAAAUUAAGGACUACUCGCUGGCCGGAGCCUAUAGGCGCGUCCUCAUCAGGCCCAGCAAUGUCAGUUGGGAGGUGAUCCAGUACGACGACCCCAAGAUCUCUCUGGUCCACACCGACUUUGAGAAAAUUGAGAAAAAGCCAGCGCCGGUAUUCAACAAAGAAGGGAAAUACCGCGCGCUUCGGCUGGAGUUCUCUCUGCCGCCCUCGACGUACGCCACCAUGGCCAUCCGGGAAGUGCUCAAGUUGGACACCAGCAUCAAGAAACAGACACAGCUCAACACCACCUGGUUCAACUAACACCGGGACGCCGCCGGCCUCAUGAUUAGGUACUCCUGCCCAAGCCAAUUAUUUGGCAACUUCCUGUGAUGUGAAUCUGACUGGCAUUAUUUUGUUGUUGUCAUUUUUUUCUCUUUUAACCAUCGAAAAGCACCAAUAACUGUGUUAUUUUAGAUGUUUGAGCUUUCUUUAAAUCACCUCAGUGCAGAGAUGGCUUGUGUAUCUGCUUGUGCGGACAUUUGAGAAUUUUCUUCCUUUUUCUAUUUUGUUUUUUUUUAAUAAUAUUUGACUGAAUGUAUGAGCGACUCUGGCAGAGAGGAUAGAUUAAAAUCAUUGAGAAGCCGA
Messenger RNA from Hippocampus zosterae (dwarf seahorse), 2515 nucleotides. It is a transcript of the gene pus7, whose product is annotated as pseudouridine synthase 7. Gene Ontology annotation, biological process: pseudouridine synthesis. Gene Ontology annotation, molecular function: pseudouridine synthase activity; RNA binding. Gene Ontology annotation, cellular component: nucleus. The transcript has 17 exons. The coding region runs from base 278 to 2191 and encodes 637 amino acids. The record is from RefSeq and is a predicted model, not a curated record. Lineage: Eukaryota; Metazoa; Chordata; Actinopteri; Syngnathiformes; Syngnathidae.